AUGUCUUCCGCAGCCAACCCGGCGUUUGACGACUACCAAUACCAGCCACUAGACCAUGCGACACAACAAAUACGCCUUGUCACGCUUCUGGAUCCCCUGGAGAACGACGAUGCUAUACGUCUCGACAUCAAAGUCUUCGAGAUUUCAGAAGCCCCGCCAUAUACAGCCCUUUCCUAUGUUUGGGGUCCACCGUCAAACAAUGCCAUCCACAUCGCGGAGGGAAGGCUGGAGAUCCGAGACAACCUUUUCAAAUUUCUCACCGAGUUCCGGAAAUGCAGCGAUAAGACGCCUUCAGAUCAACAUCUUUGGAUUGACCAGCUAUGCAUUGAUCAGUCGACUACUUCGGAGCGCAGCCACCAGGUGCAGAUGAUGAGCGAUAUCUACAGCAAAGCUACGUCAGUUAUUGCUUGGCUAGGCGACGGAUCGGAGAAAGCCUGCGAGCCGCCCAAAGUGCUCGCCAAACGCGGAUGCGAUGAGUUCGAAAACAUGUACGAUGCUGCAUGUGUAUGGAAGGAUACCGGAGAUCCAGUGGCAUUGGCUUAUAUCCUUCACAACGAAUACUUCAGAAGACUUUGGAUUGUACAAGAGUUCAUACUAGCGAGGCAGAUCAGGGUCCUUGUGAAAGGCGUCUGGCUGGUGAAUGACACACGUGGAUGGGAGUGUCGAUUUGAAACCCUCGAUCACCAUCUCUGGCGCUCCAUACCUAACAUCUCGUAUAGUAUCAUCUGUAAGAGUUCUUUGCGAAGAAUCGGUGGUUUCAUACAUCUCGACAUGUUUGCCGCACUGGACAUGUAUGCGCUGAAUAGUUGCGCAGAUCCGCGCGACAAAGUCUACGGCUUACUCGGUCUUGUUCGUGUUGACCACCGCGUUACUGUCGAUUAUGAAAAGUCGAAUGAUCAACUCUACUUGGACCUGGUUCUAGUUAUGCUUCAAAGCCAAUGUCUCGACGAAUCAGCAGAAGAAUCACCCGAGAAUGGAGUUGAGGGGCUGCUAUUGUGA
This is a messenger RNA of Alternaria viburni, 999 nucleotides long. RefSeq lists its product as uncharacterized. The transcript has 2 exons. NCBI's taxonomy places the organism in Eukaryota, Fungi, Ascomycota, Dothideomycetes, Pleosporales, Pleosporaceae. Bases 1 to 999 code for a protein of 332 amino acids. The record is from RefSeq and is a predicted model, not a curated record.